Lucilia sericata (common green bottle fly) is the source of this 971-nucleotide messenger RNA. RefSeq names its product cilia- and flagella-associated protein 36. Bases 1 to 936 code for a protein of 311 amino acids. Gene Ontology annotation, cellular component: axoneme; ciliary base. The transcript has 5 exons. Lineage: Eukaryota; Metazoa; Arthropoda; Insecta; Diptera; Calliphoridae. The record is from RefSeq and is a predicted model, not a curated record.
AUGUCUGUCGAUGAUUCAUGGGUAUUUGAUUCCUUGGUAUGUUUUUUACAUGGACCUGUUUGGAAUGCACCAUUGCAAACAUUUAUAGAAGAGAAAUCAUUAAUAUUUGAUCCCAAUUUACCACUGGAUGAAAAUAAUUCGGAUAUUAAACAAAUACAUGAUGACUACAAAAAUUUGGUGGACUAUAUGUUGGGCACAUUUAUGGAGGAAAUGCAAAUAACACCAGAACAAUUUGAAAUGGCUUGCAUGGAGGGUAAGCAACAGCACAAGGAUAAUCCUUUUCAAUUUCAUCAGGGUCUAUUCCAACAGAUUUGGGCUGCUAAUGAUAUAAAAAUUUUCAUACGCAUGAUGACUCAACGUAAUGUUGAAUUACAGCUACAGGCCUUAGAUUUGAUUGAGAAAAAUCAAUUGGCUUUGCUGCAGGAACACGAUAGUUUUGAUAGUCCUACUGAUAGUGUACAUUCACAGAGCGAUAAAUUGACAGAUGUUGAAGAUUUUAUUGCCAAGUCGGUGGAAAAAGAAACAGAAACUCCAGAGGCUGCUGUAACACCUGAUCAAGAAGAUAAUGAACAGGAAGUUACCGACAAAUUUGAACGAUUGAAUUUAUUUUUUGAAAAAAAUCAAAAGAUUAAUCCCGACGAGAUGUUAACACGUCAGGAAUACUUACGGCAACAACGCGAUAAAAUAAUCGAAAUCAAAAAGAAAACCCGAGCCAAACAACUGCAAGAAACUGUAGCCAAAACAUUGACAGCAGCUACAUCAACAGCAACAAAUGCUCGUCCAACAUCCGCUCAAGUGGCACAAAAACUAUUGGAAAAUGUAUCGAAACCCAUUGCUGGCUUAGAUAAAGUGGAUGACACUGAAACCAAUACAGCUUUGCAAUUGAGAAAAACUUUAGCAAAACGUUUGAAAGCCGAAGUGGUAGAACACAAUUAAAAACCAUGAUUUUUGAUAAUUUAGUUUCCAACUAA